GCGCCCCCCGCCCGGCUGUGAUGGUGUGGUCGGGUGACGUCACCUUUCAGCUGUUGUGGCCGGGGCGGGGAGAGACCAGUGACUGUUACUGGGGUCUGGGCUAGUUUGAAUGUGGUCACCGUCAGUGAUAUCGCAUCGCUGUGCUGCUGCUGCUGCGGAGAUGGAGCCUGUAUCGCUGGAUUGGGACCCGUAGAUGGGGAUUUAUAAUUAGUUACCCUGCCGCCUCCCGCCGGGCAGUGCUGCUUUGUAUUGGAAGCCCCGCAGCCUCUCAGGGAGACUGAGCCUACACUAUAGAAGAGUUGAAGGAACAAGCCGCCGCUCCCCACCCCCUUCCCCUCUCUCCGAUCCCUGGCCCCCGGAGGAAGUGUCAACUGGCUGCAUGGAGAGCAUCUUCUAACGACCUGCAUCGAUCUGGCUUCUUAGUUAAUGGGUACUCUCCUAAGCUCAUGCUGCACAUUCAGUGAUGGCGUUUGAUUUGUCAGCCUUUGUCCUGCCUGGCGUACUGCAGCACUUCAAUAUUCAAACUGUGGACACCGGGCAAGAAGACCCUUUCACGGACUUAUGUAGCCUGGAAAAUGGAAGGCAUUAUGAUGUGGUUCCAACAGUGGUGUGCUCAUUAUGUUGCCUCUUUGGGCUUGUGUAUACUUUCUUUGGUUACAGGUGCUUCAAAGCCAUUAUGUUUCUGUCAGGCCUACUGGCUGGUUCAGCGGUCAUCUUUUUACUUUGUUACAAGGAACGGAUCAUGGACACACAACUAAGCCUGGAACUCAGUGCAGGUAUCGCCUUGGGCAUUGGGCUCCUCUGUGGACUGGUCACAAUGCUUGUGCACAGUGUGGGCUUGUUUAUGACGGGCCUGCUUCUUGGACUGCUGCUGGCCACUGCCUGUCUGGUGGGCUUAGAGCAGUUUUACCACCCUCCUACAGCCUGGAUUCCAGUAGGAGUUCUGAUGGGGUCUGCUAUGCUCUUUGCCCUGUUGAACCUGCAGUGGCAGAAACUUUUCACUGUGAUUUCCACUGCCACAUUUGGAGCUACCAUCAUGACUGUGUGUGCAGAUUAUUUUGUUGAGAUGAUGCUGCUAGUACAGUAUGUAUAUGACCGGCUCCGUCUGGAAGCCUCGCACUCCCUCUGCUGGUUCAGCUGGGUUGUUCUUGGCAUGUGGCUAGUGCUGAGCAUUCUAGGAAUUGUGGUCCAGUGGAAACUGACGGCUGAAGGCUUCUCUCAUACUGAUGUGAUACUAAACAGACGCCAGAAACGCCUACAACUUCUUAGAAUUCGUCAGAAAGAGGCCAAAAAACGCAAGACUGUUACUUCACAAGAAGGGACGUACCGACGAAAGGCCAACACUAUGAAGAGAUACACUGGGGACAUCCUUGCACCGAGUUACUUGCAGAGCCUAAGAGAGCGUCAAACUGGCACAGGAACUUCCAUGAGCAGCUUAAGCACAAACAUGCAGACUGUUGUGGACAUGGACUAUGAGUGCGGCUCCACUGUGCCCCUUACGGCCACUACUCCGGUCAUCCGUGUCUGAGGUUUUCUCUUUUCUAUCACACCCAGGGAGCACAGCUGCUAUUACUGUAUAUGUCAGGGCAGCAUCUUGUGCCUUACAUGAUGGCUCUUCAUACAUCUCAUCCUCUCAUUUGCCAGAGCCACUGUUCUCAUCUCCUAAAGACUCCAUAUGAAGGAACUGAAGUCCCCGGCAGUUUGGACUGUGUGUUCAAUCUUUAGUUUAAAUGCUUUAGUUUAAAUAUAGCAGUAAAACUUUAGUUAAAAUGCUAUAUUGUGCCUGCCAGAUAGACAAGUGUUGGAUAGGUGCCUUUUACAAGAUCAGUGCAGAUCUCCUCAUGGACCCGUGAAAAUUAAGUGUACCUUCAGGGCAAACGGUGUUCUCCCUGGCACUUCUUAGCCUGAAAUUUUAGUUCAAACAGAAGUCAAUUUAACCUCAAAUAAAUUGAUGGCAGAUUCUUUGAAUAUACUUCUUAAUCCCAUACAAUGCUUAUGUUUGAAUGGUAGUGGAACGUACAAGUUUGUGAACCUCUAUAGAAGUCUUGGAGCUCUAAUAGACCUUUUUGAAGGUUGUUCAAGUUGUCUUUUUUCCUUUUUGGCUUAUGCAGGCCAUACAGUCUGCUCCACAUUUCCCUGAAACCCCGAUCUGAUCUGCCAGUCAAAAUGCAGAUCCGUUGGAGAACCAGGGAAACUGUGCAUGUUUACCUGAUUUGCCUAUCCCAAUCAUAUUUUGGUUGGGAUUGGAAAUUCGUAGAAAUCCAACAUGUUGGAUUUCCCUGAUUUCUCAGUGUCUGGGAUUGUGUAAUUGCAACAAUCCAUCUCAGACCGAUUAGUCCAGCUUUGUAGGCUUUUUUAAUUGUGCCUGAAAGAGUGAAGGUUUAUUUUGUAAAUCUAUUGCUGGUGUACAUGAUGGUUAAGUACUGUCUCUAAUAGUGCUUCUACAACAGGUACCUUUGUGUUAGUCUCUGUGUAUGCUAGGUUCCUGGAAGACGGAGACUGGCCUAACUGGCAUCCGCUGUAAAGAGUGUACAUAGGAAACAAGUAGGCACUAUGUUUACAAAAUGGGCUCUAGCUCCGAUAUGCACGUUUAUGAGAGAGAAAAAGCACAACUACUUAGUCUUGACAGGAGAAAUCUUGUAGAUUAAUUGUUCAGAUCAUACUACAGUAUGUUCCCUUCUCAGUAGGCACACAUGUUUCGUUCUGCUAGGGUGGAGAAUAUAUGGUGCUUGAACCCAGUUGCACUCCUUAGUACAGGUCAGUAUAUCAGGAAUAUAACAGGGAAUCUUUAGUUUUCAGAAUGUAUUCUUCUUUUUGGGGGGAGGAAUGGCGGGGGUGGGGGGGUUGUGCUUUUCUUUCAUAGCUAAGGAGUCCAGUGACUCACGGUGUUGCCAAUAACCGCACAUUUGAUACAGGAUUACAUACCACAGAUAAUGUAGAUUUUAUAUGACAAAUGAGUUAAAGUAGGUAUAUUUUAGUAAAGGCAUUCAAUUCAACCACUCCAUGGUAUUAUGCUAUUCUGCAGACAACCAGGCGUGGUGUCUUCGAAUUGUGACAAUAUCGGAACUAUUGCACUUUAGUGAACUCAUCAUAUUGAUAUUUAAUAAAGUGAGAGGGAACACAAAAUAAUAUGGUAAAUCAAAGGGAAUUUAUCUCCAAUGAAAGGUUGUUGCUUUGUUUUUUUGUUUGUUUUUUUCUUUUUGGGUUUAUCCACCUUUGCUAACCCAGAUACCCCACACCUUAUACCAGUACUGUAUAACAGAAAGCCCUAUCUCUACGCCAGUGGUUCUCAAACUGUGUGCCUAGGCACCCUUGCUAACCCAGAUACCCCACACCUUAUACCAGUACUGUAUAACAGAAAGCCCUAUCUCUACGCCAGUGGUUCUCAAACUGUGUGCCUAGGCACCCUGGGGUGCCUCAGGAUACUUGCAGGGGCGCCUUGGAUUGAUGGUCCAGGACCUAUUAAAAUGAUUUAUGGUCAGUGUAAUAGCCAACCAGUGCUGGUGGCUGUCAAUCAUAAAAUAUGUGAAUAAACAGAAGCAAUUCCUGUCCCUCACCACACAAUUGAACCUAUGGUUUACAUAUAAGCACAGUUUACUUAAUUUAAUAUUUCUGUCUAAAUUUUCUCAAUAAGAAACAUGUGGCCUAUGGGUGCCAUGAAAAAUAUUCUGAUACUCUUGGGUGCCGUGACUCAAACGUUUGGGAACCACUGCUCUACACAGUUCCCUUAGCUUACUGCUUGGUGUUGUGCUUCUGCUACAUUCUUCCCUCUAGUUGUAAUACUUGUGACAUUUAAAUUGUUUCCUCUAAAUACUGAACCUCGCAGAAUCUAAAGUCCGAUUGCAAAUGGCUUGUAGUAACGUUGAAUUUAGGAUAUUGGGUAAACUAUACUGCUGGGGUAACUGUGAUGCGUUCUCUGGAGCAGCUUUCUGAAGGAGACACAGCCAUUAUCGUCUUUUGUCUGGUUAGAACCAGAACACACUCAUUAUAUGAAAUGCAUUCAUAGAGAAAGAAUAGGAUGAUUCCACUGCCAGUGUCCUGGAAAAUGCAGUAUAUUAUCUGUGUGUAAACUAAUAUAGGUAAGCGCCUAUGCAUCGGUGUGCCAUGAGUCUGAAGCUGGCGUCCCAUGGAAGUGCUGGAAAAGCGCAGCAGUCAUACUGCUCAUUUGCUGCCUUAGAGAUGUACUAACGUGAAGCGGAAAUACUCCUGCCCGGUCACACAAGGGUGCAUAGACCCUGCAGGUGCUACGUGUAAUGCUUUCAUGUAACCGUGAUGAGUGUCCUUCAACCUGUUGUAAUAGUAAUAUUUUAGCUGACUGCAGCACUGUUCUAAGUGCAUGUGCCCAUCGCCCAAAGGCUGAUGAAAUAAAACCAUUUUCAUAAAUAUAA
Molecule: messenger RNA, 4388 nt
Organism: Pseudophryne corroboree (corroboree frog)
Lineage: Eukaryota; Metazoa; Chordata; Amphibia; Anura; Myobatrachidae
Product: transmembrane protein 198
Exons: 5
Coding region: 464-1528 (354 amino acids)
Cellular component (GO): plasma membrane
Source: RefSeq, a predicted model, not a curated record